CUCUUCCGCUGUCUGCUCCGGUGUGUUGGUUGCUGCAACGCGACUCCCGCUCAGUUCCCGGUGGAGAUUUUUCGGAAAGGAACUUGUCACCUUACCCCUAGUUUUGAAUGUGUGUGUGUGUGUGUGUGUGUGACUUCACCCAAUCGACACGAGACAACAAUGCAGAUGUAUUCCUCGCGCGACGAUCGACAACUUUUAUCACGUUAAGCGCGUGAAGCCAGAGAGGAUCUUUACACAACCAUUCCAGCAUUUAUUGGACACCAAAGGGGGAUAGAACCAGCCCUCUGUCCAAGAUGUCUUCCAGAGGUAAAAAUGACUUGUGUCUAAUAUGUGGGAGAGGUCUCCAGGGCAACCAAAGGCGGUGGCUGUUUGGGGGCCACAAAAAGAAGAACGGCCAGCCUCAGACCCCGACAGAGUCCCUGAGAGGAGGAAGCCCGUCCCGCUCCUCACAGAGCAGCCCCUGGGGCAGCACUUUAUCACUGAGUUCUUCAAGGUCUCUCUCCAUGUCCCAGUUAUCCCUGAGCUCCCUGUCCAAAGCAAUGGAUUUGCUCUCUGUGUUGACUCACAUACUGGGGCAGCCUGUACCGAGGGGGAGCGGGCAGGGGGAGUUUGUGUGUGGUAAAUGUGUAAGCGUCCUUGAGCGGGUCUUCAAGUUCGACUCAGUGAUUGCCAGGGUGCGGGUGCUUUCAUCUGAGAGGCUUCAGAAGCUGACCCAGGAGAGGGACAAGAUCAGACAGUGGGUGCGCCAAAGCUACCGCCAAAAACACCCAGGGGACUUCAACAGCAGGGGAAGCACCAGCGAAGAGGAUGGAGAGGGGGAGAAGGAGGGCUACAGGGAGAUGCUCAGAGAGAACAUGGCGCUCUCAGAGUACGAGUGCUGGUCCGAGAAGUGGGACACGUGUCCGUAUUUUAUAAAAACUGGUAAAAGAUGCAGGAAGGGCAAAUGCUGUGAAGGCUGUGAUUCUUUGCGGGUGUCUGACUCGGAUUAUGAGUCUGCUUGUGGGGUUCCUCGCCAUUUGCCUUUUCAACCCUUCUCCCCAUUGCCAUUGUCACGGGACAAAUCCCGAAGUAUGCCCGUUCACUGGAACAGGGUGCCAUCCAUUCGCUCCUGUUCAUCCUCACUGGGAGAUUCAACUCUAUCUUUACAAGCCUCUUCACGCCGGGUCCAUCCAGUCUCUGGACUCUCUCGAUGGAAACGACCCGUUUGACUCACCAGGUGUUCAUUUGUGCUAAAUGAGCUCCGAAGCAUUGAAGGGAAGCCAAUCAGCUCGCCUUCAGGGAGUAGGAUUCCAAUUCUGGGGAGGAAAGACGGGAAGUACUCAGGAAAAGUUGGAGAGACGGUGUCACCCAGAGUGAACAGGGUGCUGAGCUUUGGGGAGGUGGAGAACGGAGGGGAGGAAAUGGGCGGUGAAGACGGGGACGUUUUGACAGAGCUGAGAGAUGAGUUCAUGCCUCUUCAUCGAGAGAGCACUUCUGGAAGGGUUCAACAUGCCGGCAAGCACCUGCGAGGCCAGCUGGACCAAGCUGUUUCCCGCAUCAGGACCCUGGAGGCCGAACUGAAACGUGGGAGAAGCAAACCAGCUGAAGUCAAUGGAUCAGAAGAUUGGGCCCCGUUGGUCCAGGAGAAAGGUGGCAGUUCCCUGCUGCAGAGCCUCGGUCACUCCCUGCGCAGCCGGGAGCGUCUGAUCCAGGAGUGUAUGGGUCUGAUCAGACGACUGUGUGUGGAGGAGGGAACCGGGGCAGAGCUGGCCAACAAGCUGACUGAGAAACUGAGUGAGAAUCUGAAGGAAGCUCUGUCUGACAACAAGGCCUCCCUGGAGACUUUGAGGUCUGAAUUAACUGAGAGAGAGAAGAGUAUGGAGAAAGAGAUCGAGGCCCUGAGGAAGGCUGGAAGAGACCGAGAAAGAGAUCUGGACACACUGAACACUGUCCUGCAGUGCAACCAGGAUAUUAUCAAUGAGCUGCGAGUGGCUCUGGGGGAGAAGGAGCACCUGCUGAAGGAGGUGGAGAAGGAGAGGGAGGUGUGGAAACAGAAGGACCGGGCCCUCGCUACUGUCCUGCAGGAGAAGGAGGCUCUGAUUCAUUACCUCAAAGAGGAGCGGGAGAAGUGUCAGAAAGAUGCACAGGCUCUCUCGGGCUCUGUGAUUGGUCAGGAUUUGGCCGGGGGCGGGGCUCAGCUGGCAGCCUGGUUGGAGGAGAGAGAGGGAAACAGCGCUACCUUGUGCAACGAGGUCACCAAACUCACCACAGCCCUGCAGGAGUACCAGGACAUGGUGCAGACUCAGCAGGAGAGUCACAGUCAAACGGUGUCCUCCUUGACAGCUGAACUCAGAGGCACUCGGCAGGAGCUGAGGCAGAAAGAGAAGGAGAGGAAGGAGGCGGAUAGAGCCGUGCAGAACCUCAGGCAGGACGGAGAGAGAGCGGAGAGGAAACUGAAAGACAGCCUGGAGAAGAGAAAUAAACUCAUCGAGCAAAUCCUGUUGGACGCAGAGGAGCGAGACCACCUGUUCAAAGAGCUGCAGCAGAACCUGCAGAACAAACGUGAACCUCUGACUGCCGUCAAACACACACUGUGAGGACUACUGACCCGACAAGAUGCAAACUAACUGCACAGAAAUGGAGGAUUACUUUUGCACUUUCUGCACUACCCUUUCGGCUUUUCUGCAUAUUUAUCAUUGUGUACGUUAAGUUUAUUUUUAUUUAUCUUUUUGAGGUUCCAUUUUCAGACCUGCCUUGUUCUGGCCAAAAGGAAGCUUUAUUUUCCUACAGAUGCUGGAGUGAAUCGUUUCAGUAAGAGUCACACAGCUUGAUUGUUUUCAGUGUGGAGAUGUCAGGUUUACCUUUUUGUAAAAUACUUGAUUUAGAAAAAAAAUGAUUACUGUAUUUAGGCUAGUUGAUUUUGAAUGUAAUGGGUCUAAUGGUGAGGCAAUGAUUAGACUGCAUUUCAUGCAGUGGGAUUUUUGACAUUUCUGAAUGGUGAUUGUUAGUCAAACUGAGGAUCAUUAAUUUUGUUGUUAAAACUUAAAUUUAAUUUUGUAUUCUGUAAAGCUUUUUGCAGUGGUGCCUUUUUACUUCCUAUGUAGCCUAAAACAGAGCUGCCAUUUUUUUGGUUAAGCUUAACAUUCAAAGAGGGGAACACGAGGGACCAAAAUAAUAUUUUUAACAGCUUUAUGUCUCAUCUUUUAUUUUGGAUCUAUUUUCACUGAUCUUAAAUGUUUACAUGUCUUGUUAGACUAAAUACUGAAGAUGUUAUCUUUAUUUUAAUUCAAAAGAAUAAAACACUCUGAACCAAAA
Labrus bergylta (ballan wrasse) is the source of this 3294-nucleotide messenger RNA. Its product is annotated as ribosome-binding protein 1. Gene Ontology annotation, cellular component: Golgi apparatus; centrosome. Gene Ontology annotation, biological process: regulation of Golgi organization; positive regulation of microtubule nucleation; centrosome cycle. Gene Ontology annotation, molecular function: molecular adaptor activity. NCBI's taxonomy places the organism in Eukaryota, Metazoa, Chordata, Actinopteri, Labriformes, Labridae. The record is from RefSeq and is a predicted model, not a curated record.